AUGCACGAUGACGACACUCAUGAUGGCACUGAAUAUUCUGGCAUUAGAGGUGCAAAGCAUAUGGUACAAACUCAUUCUAAUGGCGAAGCUCGUCAUCCUGUGAUAGUCUACAUACACGGAGAAUCGUUUGAGUGGAAUUCCGGCAAUCCUUAUGAUGGAAGCGUUUUAGCCUCCUAUGCCGAUCUAGUUGUAAUAACGUUAAACUAUAGAUUAGGAAUAUUAGGUUUUUUAAAUGCAAAUCCAGCACCACACCUCAAGGCUCGAGUAGCAAACUACGGCCUAAUGGACCAAAUAGCAGCAUUGCACUGGAUCCAACAGAACAUAGCCUUAUUCGGUGGAGAUCCUAACAAUGUAACGUUGGCAGGGCAUGGUUCAGGGGCGGCAUGUAUAAAUUUUCUUAUGAUUUCGCCUACUGUAAUGCCGGGUCUUUUUCAUCGAGCGCUGCUCUUAUCUGGUUCGGCUUUGUCGUCAUGGGCUUUGGUCGAAGAUCCAGUCAACUAUGCAGUGAAGUUAGCUAGAGAAGUAAACUGUUCAAUACCAGAAGAUGUUGGAAAAGACCACGAACAAAUUGUGGAUUGUCUUCGGGAAACGCCCUUGACUGAUCUGCUUCAAGCAGAUGUAACUCCUCCUGCAUAUCUUAGUGCUUUUGGACCUAGUGUUGAUGGAGUCGUCAUAAAAGCAGACUUUGCCAAAGAACUAGUUACCUACUUCAAACCUCAAGAUCUUCAAAGCUUCGUAGGCCCCGUAAACGCCAACAUGAAACGCAGCGAAGCUACUCUAGUACCAAAGGGUAGCAAUCCCUACGACCUCCUUUUCGGCGUCGUUACCAGCGAGGCCUUAUGGCGCUUUUCGUCCAACGAUAUCCAAGCAGGUUUUGAGGGUGAACGCAGAGACAAAAUUGUUCGGACAUACAGAAUGGGUACCGUCCAUGGUGAAGAACUACCCUACAUGUUUGGAGCUCCUUUAGUGGAUGGAUUCAAUCAUUUUCCAAGAAACUAUACCAGAUCGGAACUCGCCCUGUCGGAAUCUUUUAUAAUUUUUAUUGCAAAUUUUGCAAGAACUGGGUAA
Messenger RNA from Ceutorhynchus assimilis (cabbage seed weevil), 1068 nucleotides. The record is from the annotation of a GenBank genome assembly. Lineage: Eukaryota; Metazoa; Arthropoda; Insecta; Coleoptera; Curculionidae.